Clonostachys rhizophaga is the source of this 807-nucleotide messenger RNA. NCBI's taxonomy places the organism in Eukaryota, Fungi, Ascomycota, Sordariomycetes, Hypocreales, Bionectriaceae. The record is from the annotation of a GenBank genome assembly.
AUGUCUGAUUGGAGCAAGGAUUCAUUCAUGUCCGAUUGGGACGAAAAGUAUGUGUCGACGAAUGUCAAACCUGGUAGCCGGCCAUAUGAAAAAGAUCUUUUCAUCUCCUUAAACUCCAAUUUGGUGGCUUCUCACCCUGAGCUCGGUGGUUUUAGUCAUGCUAUCAUUGCCGCGGCAUGUUGCGCUCUAGGUCGCGCCGACGUCGUGGGGAGAUUCUUUGACGACAUUACCAGUGAGGCCAGUUCUGAAGAUUCAAGAGCCAUCUUUCUCUGUCUGAGGGAAGCCAUCACAAUCAUCUUUCCGUAUGUGGGCAUGCCAACCUGCAUUCCAGCCUGCUAUGGCAUGAUUGGUGUCGUUCAGAGAAAAGGGCCCGCCUACGCCUCUACGGAGGUUCUGCGUAAACCAACAAUUGACGAAAACGACGUGGAAAAUGGACGGGCGCUGCGAGCUGAGAUAUACCGCGGCGUGGGGAAUUCGGAUAUCUUCAGUCUAAUGCACAAGUACUUCACUGAUCUCUUUACUUGCUCGACUUCAGUCACCUGGGGUUACCUCAUUUCCAAAGCAAACGAGCAAGUAUUCCAGCCAAACCAGUCACAUUUGAUCGUCGCAUCUGCCAUUGCAGCCCUUGGGGCCACUCGGCAGACCAAGAGCCACAUCAAGGCAACACUAGGCAUUGGCAAUUCCGUAGAUUGUGUCAAGAGUGUUCUAGCCACCAUAACGCAACUCGCGGGUUGGGCGGACCGUUCCAUCGCGAAUUUUGACGUGGAAGCACUUUCAUUGGAGAUUCGGGCUGCUUUAGAGAAGUAA